AUGUACGAGGAAAGGAUUGCCUGCCGCAGAAAUCCCGCUGCGGCGAUGCCCUGGACACAUAAGGAUGAGGAAGUGUGGCGGCCCCAGAUCGAGGUCUGGAAAAAGCGCCUAUUUUUGACGAGUACGAGACUUCUGCAGGUGCUUACUGAGCAUGAGUGCUUUGGUGAAUACCUGCACCGAAUAGGAAGGGAGCCCACUACGAUGUGCCACCACUGUGGCACCCCGAUGGACUCGGCGGAGCACACCUUUUUGGAGUGUCCGGCUUGGGAGGGUGCUCGUCGAGUCCUGAUGAACUUCUUAGAUCUGGACGAGAGAGAGCUGUCCCUAGAGCAUGGUUCAGGCCAUGUUUUCCGAGAUAGAAGAAAGUGGGAAGUGGCGACCUCCUGCGAGGAAGUGAUCUUGCGGAAGGAGGAUGCCGAGAGGGAGAGGGAGCGGUUGCCGGACACCGCUUUCAUGAGGAAGAGGAGAAAAGGGCGAAGAGCUUGGACGUAA
This is a messenger RNA of Solenopsis invicta (red fire ant), 492 nucleotides long. RefSeq lists its product as uncharacterized. The coding region runs from base 1 to 492 and encodes 163 amino acids. Lineage: Eukaryota; Metazoa; Arthropoda; Insecta; Hymenoptera; Formicidae. The record is from RefSeq and is a predicted model, not a curated record. The transcript has 2 exons.